Magnolia sinica is the source of this 2481-nucleotide messenger RNA. Its product is annotated as cation/H(+) antiporter 15-like. The transcript is spliced from 3 exons. Gene Ontology annotation, molecular function: antiporter activity. The record is from RefSeq and is a predicted model, not a curated record. Gene Ontology annotation, biological process: proton transmembrane transport; regulation of pH. Gene Ontology annotation, cellular component: endomembrane system; membrane. Lineage: Eukaryota; Viridiplantae; Streptophyta; Magnoliopsida; Magnoliales; Magnoliaceae. The coding region runs from base 1 to 2481 and encodes 826 amino acids.
AUGGAGAAGGAAAUUGAAAACAGGAGCAUAGUAUGUUACACGCCAAUGAUAAUGACGAAUGGGAUAUGGCAAGGAGAAAAUCCACUGAAUUAUUCCCUCCCUCUUUUCAUGUUUCAACUCAUCAUCAUCGCCCUCACCAACCGUGCAUUAUUCUACAUACUUAAACCCCUUCGCCAACCUCGUGUUGUCUCCGAAAUCAUUGGUGGGGUGAUUCUUGGACCGUCGGUUAUGGGAAAGGUGCCCCAUUUCGCAGAGAUUUUAUUUCCGUUGAGAAGCAUUAAAAUGCUUGAGACCACUGCUAAUAUGGGUCUCAUCUUCUUCCUCUUUCUCGUUGGUGUAGAGAUGGACAUUGAAGUUCUCAAACGUACAAAGCAUAAGGCCUUAGUCAUUGCCAUCUCCGGCAUGAUUAUCCCUAUUGCAAUUGGAACUUCUACAUCUUUCUUCGUCCGCUCUUACGUCACAAAUGACAUUCAAAACAGCGCCUUCCUUCUCUUCUUCGGUGUCAUCCUCUCUGUAACUGCUUUCCCCGUCCUCUCUCGCAUCCUCACCGACCUCAAGCUCUUCAACACCAACCUUGGGAGGAUCGCCAUGUCCGCUGCUCUCAUCAAUAGCAUCAUCGGAUGGGUGAUGUUCACCAUUGCAGUCGCCCUUGCUCGGAACGAAAAUUCCCCUGUUGCUUCCCUUUGGGCUGUCCUCUCCGCAGCUGCCUAUGUUUUCAUUUGUAUCUUCAUGGUGAGGCCUGCCAUCAUUCGGGUAAUACAACAAACACCUGAUGGGGAGUCAUUCGAUGACCUACACAUAUCCAUGAUCCUCUGCGGCGUUAUGGUGUGUGGAUUGAUUGCAGAUGUGAUUGGAAUACAUUUCAUAUUUGGGUCUUUUGUGUUUGGGCUUGUGAUACCGAAUGGGCCGUUGGGGGCUGCAUUAGCCGAGAAGCUGGAGGAUUUUGUGUCGGGACUGAUGCUGCCACUCUUCUUCACCAUCAGCGGACUAAAGACGAAUUUGUCAUAUGUAGAGACAGAGGAGGGGUUGGUUCUAAUGGGAAUAAUUCUAGCGGCCUGCAUUGGCAAGGCCAUCAGCACUUUGAUAGUCGCCAUCUGUUAUGGGAUGCCACUGCGUGAAGGAUUUUCGCUUGGGAUGUUCAUGAACACCAAAGGGCUACUCGAACUGAUCGUAAUCAACAUCGAAAGAGAUAAGCAGGUGCUGGACGAGAAGGCUUUCGCGAUCAUGGUGAUAACGGGAGUUCUAGCGACGAGCAUCAUCACACCUGUGGUCUUAAUGGCCCACCGUAGAGCCCGAACAAACAUAUCAUACAAACGUCGAUUUAUAGACAGCAAGCUCAACAUGGAACUACGUAUACUAGCAUGUAUACAUACUCCUCGUAAUGUCCGUACCAUCAUCAAACUCCUCGAAGCAUCCUAUGCAACUAAGAAAUCUCCGAUUUCCAUUUACGCACUCCAUCUUGUCGAGCUCACCGGCCGAUCAUCAGAUAUGGUGACUGUCCACAACAUGCAUAAAGGCCAUAGAUGGAUUGAGAACCACAACAUGGGCAGUUCUUCUCAGAUUAUUAAUGCAUUUAAGAACUAUGAGAAGAAGGUGGAAGGUGUAUCAGUUCAAACUCUAACGGCUAUAUCACCCUACUCAACCAUGCAUGAAGAUAUAUGUGAUGUAGCUUUAGAUAAGUGUGUGGCAUUCAUCAUCAUUCCAUUUCACAAACAACAGAAGGUUGAUGGAGGGAUGGAGACUGAGCAUCCAGCUUUCCGUACCAUCAAUCAAAAUGUCUUGGCUAGUGCUCCUUGUUCAGUAGGGAUUCUUAUAGACCGUGGUCCUGGUGGGAUUAACCGUUUAGAUUACCAUAUAGCUGUGCUUUUUUUCGGUGGGCCAGAUGAUCGAGAGGCUUUAUCUUAUGCAAUGAGGAUGGUGGAACAUCCAGGCAUACAUCUGACUGUAGUGAGGCUCUUGGAGGGUGAGCUGAUGACAAAUCCAUGUGAAGAUGAGAGUAUAUUGACAGUGAUUACUGAUAAUGGAGAAAGGCAGAUUGAUGAUGAAUUUAUUAAUGAGUUUAGACAGAAGAAAGUGGAUGAUGAAGCUGUGUUAUAUACAGAGAGGGUGGUGAAGAAUGUGGAGGAAAUGGUGUCUGUGGUAAGUGGGAUCGAUAAUAGUCUUGAUCUUUAUAUAGUUGGACGUGGACAAGGGAUGAUGACUCAGCUUACAGUAGGACUGACGGAUUGGAGCGAUUGUCCGGAGCUUGGGGUGAUAGGAGAUAUGCUGGCAUCGUCGGAUUUUGCAGCGACUGUGUCGGUGUUGGUGGUGCAGCAGUAUGUGGGGGAAGUGAAGGAGGAGAGGGUGGAGACACCAGAUAGUCCGAUGCUGCAGAGAGAACAGCUGUUGGAUAACAUACAGAUGAAUGAUUUUAAGGUGUCUAGUGUUAGUGGAGCCUAUGGUAGUGGGCCUGCAUGGAGUUCUAGUACAGUCGAUCCUUAA